UUCUGCCAGACUGCAAUCUUAUGCCUUUUGCCUCCUCGCACUGGAUCUUUGCCUCGUCUCGGCUUCUGUGCCACCCCUACUCCCGCCACUCAGCGUGUGACCAUGCCGCUGCUUCUCUAGAUUUCAACUUUCCGGAGCUGCUCCAUUCCCGAGAGCAUGAAAGCAACCCACUUCAAAGUCACGAUUGCCUCAUCGUCCCUAGGUGCAGUUCAAGGACAUCCUGCUUUCUAACAAGCUUUUGAGGACAUUUUGAGCUAGAUUGCUUUGUCGAACUUGUCGGAGGCGCAAAAAGACUGCCGGCCUGACAUACCUGCUUUUUGAGGCCACUCGAGAAGUUUCGAAGACCAGAAUGUCGUCGAACUGGGUCUGAGACUUGUAUGUUGUGCACACACGCUCCAACGGCGUCAAUGCUGGGCGCUCUUCACAUUCGUUGAUCCUCUUGCGCGUUUCUGGCAUUCCACUUGUAUUGCAGCCGGGACGUCUGACGCGUCGUGAAUCUGAUCGGUGACUUGCUCAAGUUUGCCUGAAGCAGAACGAUCGGCGGCGCUCUGCUGUGGACCCACUGGAGUUUUAUUUUGUGUUUUUAGUGUUAUCGUGUUUAUUUUUGUUGUUGGAAGUUAGACUCUGGUCCAGUGCAAGGGUAAUUGCGGUGGAGCCGAUCGUCUUCUUUGUUCCUGGUAACUUGAAGUUGAUUGAAACAAACUAAAGGCGUGUUCGCGCCUGAAAUCUUCAUUAUGAUGUUGAGUAUUAUGUAGGAAGCUUACACUAAGCAGCAUUGGCACCUGAGUAGAAGAUUAAUUGUGCCCCAGCGGUAGCAUAAGACGUUGUCACUUUCUCUCUCCAUUUUCUGUACUGGACGUAGUCGUUCAUCAUGCAGUAUACCAUGAGCGAAUCAAAGAAUCUGAACGGCUCAAAUUUGAGACACGGUCAGAAGUAGACUUAUGCUUGAUAACCAGGACUGAUCGAUCAUACAACGUAAGGAUUCCAUUUUCUGGCGCUUGGCGAUCUGCGCAUCUUCACUGGUUAUGUUGAUGAGUCUGGUACUUGUGUAGUAUUAGCGAUUGUCUCUGAUCGUAUAGCUGGUCCAGUAAUGGUGAGGAACUUCAGCCCAAUGACCGUUUGUAUCAAGGUUGGCUUCCGAGGCGAGGACGUGUAGUCCUGAAAGAGAGACGAUUGUGAUGGUGCAGUUAUACAUGUCCUCAGUUGAAGAGCAGCGGGAAACAAUGGUACAGCCAUACGUCUCAAGCAUGGACUCAGGCUCAACGUCGGGGCGCCAGACGCCAUCUUGCGUCGUUCAGCAGGGAAGUAACACAUUUGAGACUUCGAAUCUGUGGGAGGAAUGGACGCAAGCAUCGAACGGCGACGAUACAGUCUCCACCAGCAAUUUCCUCCCCGAAAUCAGUUCCUUCACGUCGAGUCGUCUCUCCUUCCAGCAAAGCGACUCUCUCACCACUUGGAUGUCAGGGUUCCCUCCCCUCUCCCAAACUGCCUUGAGCCCGGAUCUUAGUCACUCCUCCGACCCCGUGGAUCAUCCCCCAGCAUUCAUGCAGGAGGGUUUAGGCCCCGGUGAUUCUAUUCUGGACUAUUCCCCCGCUCUCACAGAGAUGUACCCGAAAAGUAGCUCCAAACAUAAUUCCUCGGAUUGUUUACCUUACCCUGCGGCCAGUGCACCAGACAAAAAAAUGACUGAUCACGAACUAGGUUCGGCUAUUUCCCUCGCGUAUGAUAGAGGCACCGUUUCCCGCCAGCUUCUUCGAGCCUUGGGCCCAUUGUCGCCUUCAUCGCCUCUAGCAUUGCAGAAUGGGCUGCAAAACCCGCUUGGGGACCCCUGGGAUGCUUCUCCAUCUGCAAUGCCGUGGCCAAUGGCAACAACCGGUCAUGCUUAUGGACCAGGCGCCACCAGGACUUCUAUUCCAGAUCACUUAGCAAAUGCAAUUAAUCACCUGGAGGGCAUUGCACCGUCCAGUGCCAGUCAUGCAUCGAAACCUCGUCACACUGAUAUUUUCAUUGCACCCAAUGGCACGUUCGAUUCGACGCCGGGAGGUUGGACACCGCAGUAUUACGAUGGGUCCGUGACGACAGAUGAGUCUGUGAAGGCGAUGAAGCUGAUUGCGUCCCUACGUGAAGCAGGCCACGCAGAGGCUACAAUUGGAUUCUGUACAGAGAGCAAGCCUAGUUUUCUCAGGGGUGGGGACAGAACAACCUCGCCAGUGGACAGCUUCUUCGGCAAAUGUGUAGGGGCCAAAACGAGUAUAAAGCAAGCCUGUUCUGGGAAACACCCUCUUGAACUUGAGGAGAUCGUUGAUAGUGAAAACAGUGAAUUAAAUCCCACCCAGCUCAAACGCUCUAAACUUUUUGAGAAUCAUCCGAAUGCCUUGUGGAGCGAUCAGAGUAUGAAUGGAAGAGAACUGAGAUCGUACUCUCAUUUGGUUGGCAGCAGUCUUACUGCAUCGCAGCCCAUGGACAUAAUUGCAAUUGGCCCAGCGCUCAACACUGAUGGCAAACCACGAGCAAAGCGGGGUUCAGCAACCGAUCCUCAGAGUGUUUACGCUAGACAUAGGAGAGAAAAAAUCAACGAACGAUUGAAGAGUUUACAAAACCUAGUACCUAAUGGAGCCAAGGUUGACAUAGUAACCAUGCUGGACGAAGCUAUACAUUACGUCAAAUUUUUACAAAAUCAAGUUGAGGUACACAUGAUUGAUUGCUUUCAAAAAUUGGCCCUAUUAAAGUGUAAUCAAACUAAAUUGCUCGUAAAAAAAAAUACUAAAUUGCUGCAGUUUAUGCACGUAUCGUAUACUGAUCUGAUUGUCUGCCCAUAUUACAGCUGCUGAAGUCCGACGAGUUGUGGAUUUACGCAACACCAAAUAAGUACAACGGCAUGGACAUUUCCGACCUCUCUGACAUGUAUUUGCAGGAGCUGGAGUCACGUGCGUGAGAGCAGAGAGCCAACCACGCCGCUCAUAAUUUAUCGGGGAAACCUGCCCCUUCAUAACCGAUUCAUGGCUCUUGAGGAUUAGCGUCGGCCAUCUGCCCGGUAUUGGUAGCUUUGUCCCUCCUUCGAAUUAAAUCUGCUGAGUAGCGUAUGAAGAGGUUACCAGAUUAAGCUAUGGCUGAGGUCAUCGAAACUGAAACUGCGCACUGUGUAUAAAUUCAUUCAGCAAACCCACCACUGCACAUAUUAGCUACUCUGCUACAGUCUCAGAUUCAGUUUGGACUUCGAAUUGUCCGUCCAACCCAUGUAAAAGACAUCCAAAGAGUAAACGGUUAUUCUUGUA
Physcomitrium patens is the source of this 3275-nucleotide messenger RNA. NCBI's taxonomy places the organism in Eukaryota, Viridiplantae, Streptophyta, Bryopsida, Funariales, Funariaceae. The record is from RefSeq and is a predicted model, not a curated record.